Messenger RNA from Camellia sinensis, 1874 nucleotides. Its product is annotated as cytochrome P450 81Q32. NCBI's taxonomy places the organism in Eukaryota, Viridiplantae, Streptophyta, Magnoliopsida, Ericales, Theaceae. The record is from RefSeq and is a predicted model, not a curated record. Gene Ontology annotation, molecular function: monooxygenase activity; heme binding; iron ion binding.
UAGUUGUUGUUGGUUUCUUUGGAUUCAUAAAAGGGAAUUAAAUCAUUACAAGGGUGGGAAGAAGCAUACAAGCCAAAAAAACCAUAGAGAGAAUGGAGGAAGCCAAGUGGUACACCAUAUGUCUAAUCAUUUUCCCUCUCCUCCUACUCUUGUUCAAGCUAAAACAAAAGAGAUACAAGAAUCUGCCCCCAAGUCCACCUGGGAUUCCCAUCUUGGGCCAUCUCCAUCUACUAAAAGAGCCACUGCACCAAACUCUUCAAGCUAUUUCAGACAAGUAUGGCCCCAUCAUCUUUCUCCGUUUCGGAUCCAGAAAGGUCCUCGUUGUCAACUCUCCAUCGGCCGUGGAAGAAUGUUUCAAGAAAAAAGACAUCAUCUUUGCCGACCGGCCACGUACCCUCUCCGGAAAACACCUCAACCACAACUACAGCAAUAUAGCUGCAGCCUCAUAUGGGGACCUUUGGCGCAAUCUCAGACGUAUUACAACUUUGGAAUUUUUCUCGACUGCUUGCCUAGAGAGGACAUCUAAUAUACGAGAAGGGGAAGUGAAAUUCUUGAUGAAUAAACUCAUGAAGAACUGUAAUAGUAAUGGGUAUAGUAAGGUGGACUUGAAAUCCAAGUUUCAUGAACUCUCAUUUAAUGCUAUGACCAUGAUGAUCAUUGGGAAGAGGUUUUAUGGAGAAAAUGUGGAGGAUGUUGAGGAGGCCAAGCUCUUUCAGAAUUUGAUGAAAGAGCACUUUGAACUCGGCAAAACAUCGAAUCCAGCAGACCUUUUCCCAGUGUUGCAAUGCGUCGAUUUAUUUGGGAUGGAGAAGAAAAUGGUAGCUAUAGCGGAGAAGAUGGACGAGUUUUUGCAGAAACUAAUCGAUGAACGCCGUAGAAUCAAUGCAUCAACAAAAACAAAAUCAUUAAUCGACAAUUUGCUGUCCUUGCAAGAAACAGAACCAGAGUUCUACACCAACGAGAUUGUAUAUGGGAUUAUAAUGGUCUUGCUAAUGGCUGGGACUGAGACUUCAGCAACAACAACAGAAUGGGCAAUGUCACUACUACUCAACCAUCCAGACACAAUGACAAAAGUUCGUGCAGAGAUUGAUGAUCACGUUGGACAAGAUCGUCUCAUAGUUGAACAAGACUUGCCGAAGUUGAAUUUCCUAACUAAUGUCGUCAAUGAAGCACUUCGAUUAUAUUCACCAGCCCCACUUCUACUCCCACAUGAAGCAUCUGAAGAUUGUACUGUGGGAGGUUAUGAUGUCCCACAAGGCACAAUGUUGAUGGUAAAUGCAUUGGCCAUUCAUAGGGACCCUAAGUUAUGGGAAAAUCCCACGAAAUUCAUGCCAGAGAGGUUUGAAACAAGGAGUUGUGGAGAUGGGUAUAAAUUUAUUCCAUUUAGCAGUGGAAGACGCAUAUGUCCAGGGACUAGCCUAGCAUACAGGAUGGUUGGGCUGGUACUAGGAGCCUUGAUUCAGUCAUUUGAAUGGAGGAGAGUUGAUGAAGAGGAGGUGGAUAUGGCUGCCGGUUUUGGCAUCACCAUGCCAAAGUUGAAGCCCUUGGAGGCUAUUUGCAAGCCGCGUCCUUUGACGAGCAAAAAUAGUCUUGUAUGAUGAUUUUUCAUUGAGUUCACUAUAGAAAAAAAAAAAAAAAAAAAAAAAAAAAAAAAAAAGAAGAAGAAGAAGAAGAAGAAGAAGAAGAAGAUGUAGAAGAAAAAAUCGAAAAAGGGAUCCAGCGACAAUGAGGUGUGGAGUCCAAACACACCCUUUUGUCUAUUAUGUGUUUUUUGUUUGUCCUUAAAAUGUAUCUUUUGGAUUUGUGCAAUGCGCUAACAAACUUUCUGUUCUAUAUAAAUUUCUCCCAGCUGUGGAUGCUAUGCUUUUCUGAUA